AUAAGGCUCCACACACAACUCCUGGACAUCACUCUCUCGUCAAGCUUCACAACUAUAACGUCAAAUAGUUCAGAAUGAUCUCCAAGGUCACUUUGGUGGUGGUGUUGGUAGGCGUGGCUCUCGCUGUCCCCUCCGACCUACCAUACGCUCCCCCAGCACCGCAACCCACCUACAAUGAGCCCGUCAUACCAUACAACUUCGAAUAUGGCGUUAAGGACGAAUACGCUGGAACCGACUUUGGCCAAAACGAGGAAUCUGAUGGCAACGUUGUCAGGGGCUCCUACACCGUCCUGCUCCCCGACGGCCGCAAACAGACGGUGAACUACGUGGUCGAUGGCUACAGCGGUUACCAGGCUACUGUCACCUACUACGGCGAGGCUCAGUACCCAGAUCAGUACGGUCCCCCCAUCACCUUCAGGCCCCAGUCUUACGGCCAGUCCCAGCAGUCAUACCAGCCUGAACCUUCAUACCAGCCUGAACCUUCAUACCAACCCGAACCUGUGUACCAAUAAGACAAAAUAUUAUACUUAUACUGUUAUUAAAGUUAUGUCCUCGCUAGUUAUAUUUUUUUGUGGACUCAAUAAAAAUUUAAAGACUUA
Messenger RNA from Homarus americanus (American lobster), 599 nucleotides. Its product is annotated as cuticle protein 19-like. Bases 75 to 512 code for a protein of 145 amino acids. The record is from RefSeq and is a predicted model, not a curated record. Gene Ontology annotation, cellular component: extracellular matrix. Lineage: Eukaryota; Metazoa; Arthropoda; Malacostraca; Decapoda; Nephropidae. The transcript has 4 exons.